GAUCGCCCCUGGAGCGGAGAAGCCUAUUUCUCCAUACGCCGUUCGCUUCAGUCAGGCGAUAGGCGUGUGCGUGAGAAAGACAUUUCCCGUCCGUUGUCUUAAGUGGGCGGACGUUGGGAGAGAAUACAUUGAGGUCGUCAAGGGCGACCUCCAGCGAUUGUUUGUGCUUGAUUUCAAUGAUCAAGCAAUGAACAGGUUUGUUGAGCAUCAGAUGCUCACGACCUUUAAAGAGUUCCGGGCUAACUGUCAUAGACAUUUCAAAAAGUACAGCGACCCGGAGGAGGCUCGUGCCAACCCACCAAACGCAUUGGUUGGACGUGAUGAGGAUUGGCACUUCCUCUGCGACCAUUAUAUCAGCCGUGCAUUCCAGAAGCAAUCACGAACAAACAAGGCUGCUAGACAGAAGCAGCCUUACAAUCAUAGUAGCGGGUCCAAGUCGUUUCUACAACGACAGUAUGAGCUCGCUGAAAGAAGAGGGCAGCCGAUCGAUCGUGUGGAGUUGUUCCGAGAAACACACGUUCGAGCUGGGACAUUCGUGUCGCAGGCCGCCGAGGAUGCGCAUAAUCAAAUGCUGGAACUCCAAUCCCAGCCUACCCCAGAGGGUAGUCAGCCACUCUCUGAGGAUGAGAUAUGCGAUCAGGUGUUAGGUAGACGACCAGGCUACUCAAAAGGCCUUGGUUGGGGACCCAAGCCGAAGGCCCGCAGAACGGCAAGUGCAAGUAGUUCGUCGACAUCUUGUUCGCAGUCCACACAAAAAGAGAUUGAAUUACAAGCUAAACUUCAUGAAGCUUUGGAACGGAUUGAAGUACAAGAUAGAAAUCACCAAGCAUUAGCUUCACAAGUGGAAGCUAUGAAAAAGAUGAUUGAAGACCUAACUCGUGCACAACAGGGACCACCACAUGAUCCCUAGCUCUGCGGACCGAAGGUGUAGAAUGACGCGCAUACGCACCUCGUUGGGAGAUUGGGUCUUAUGUUUAUGUUUUUUCUAUAUUGAGAACUAUAUUUUCUUGUAGUCAACUUAUUCGUAUUAUUAAUUUUAAUUCUAUUUUUUUAA
Messenger RNA from Cucumis melo (muskmelon), 1054 nucleotides. RefSeq lists its product as uncharacterized. Bases 188 to 910 code for a protein of 240 amino acids. Lineage: Eukaryota; Viridiplantae; Streptophyta; Magnoliopsida; Cucurbitales; Cucurbitaceae. The record is from RefSeq and is a predicted model, not a curated record. The transcript has 5 exons.